CUCGAGUUCUCACUGCUAGUAAAAAUGAGGAAUCUUUGUCAUUAACAGGGACAUUUAUUUGCUCGAGUAACUGGAUAUUCACAGGUACAUUUGAGUUGAAUCUGUAAAAGACAAAUAUGUCGCUUUUAGUGUCGUGGUUAAUCAGCGCGGAAUCUUAGUCAGGUGUUGUACAACAUACUUGUUGAUGUAAAUACCUGUAAAAUAACAAGAUAGGCUAUCGAGCAAAUCAGUCGUGGUUAUAUCCUAUAUGACUAAUACUAUUUAUUUAGUUAAAGUUAGAUUUUCAUUUGGAAAUGGAUAGCACCCGACUGCGACGAGGGAAGGGCAGCCUGAUGCAUUCAUCUUCUCACGCCCGCUGCCAUAUGCCUUUACUAAGGAUGGACAAUUAUCGAUCACCUUAUGUCACACACGGACAGUAGACCAGAGGAUCAAUAUGGACUAUCAACAUGUCAGUUAUUUAUGCCGGCUAACCAUAGCAUCUACAUUAUAAAGGGUGUGUUGACAUAUACUUAAAUACCCAACGAUUGAGUUGUGUUUUGGUCUGGAACCGACCACGUUAACAAGUGGAUUACUGUCACAGAGGCGGCCAUAUGAACGGGAUUUGAGUGAGCACGGGUGUGCCAGCUCAGGCUGCAGCCUGUGCGUGUGUGAGCGCGCCCUGCUGAGUGGAGGUAGAGUGCCACCCUCACCAUGAACAACAAGGAGAGCACCACCGAGUCUGAGAUGAAGGUGUUUCUGCCCAACAAGUUGCUUGAGUGUUUACCCCGCACAACCAGCCUGCCCAAAGAACGACUGCGCUGGAACACAAACGAGGAAAUUGCAUCGUAUCUGAUAUCCUUUGACAGACAUGAAGAAUGGCUUUCUUGUACGCUGAAGACAAGGCCACAGAAUGGCUCCAUCAUUUUGUACAACCGGAAGAAGGUGAAGUACCGGAAAGAUGGGUACUGCUGGAAGAAGAGGAAGGAUGGGAAGACAACACGAGAGGAUCACAUGAAGCUGAAGGUGCAGGGCAUAGAGUGUCUGUAUGGUUGUUAUGUCCAUUCCUCCGUCGUCCCAACAUUCCAUAGGAGGUGCUAUUGGCUGCUGCAGAACCCAGAUAUCGUGCUUGUGCAUUACCUGAAUGUUCCGUCCCUGGAGGAUUGUGGGAAGGCGUGCCGACCGUUGCUAUGCGCAGUUGCCGACCGGCGUGAUAAUCUGCGCUGGAGCCGUGACGAGCUGCUGUCCCAACUCAGGCCCAUGUUCCACAGCAUCAAGUGGUCGUGUGGCAGUGGUGCCAAUGGCACGGGCACGGGGGCAGAGUUGAGCAUCGAGCAGCUGGUGCAGCAGAUUCUGGACUCCCAGCAGACCAAACCCCAGCCCCGCACACACACCUGCCUGUGCAGCCCCGCACUGGCCUCUGUGGGAGGUAACAUUCCUCACCGCUGCAACAGCACGAAGCACCGCAUCAUUUCCCCCAAGCUCCCGGCGCGCCCCUCCCCUUACCCCGCCCUCACAGAGGUGCAGAACCUGGCCGGUGAGAACACAGGGGGCGUGGCCGGCCGUGAAACAGGGUUGGGGGGCGAAGCCUCCGUGACCUCGGAGAGAAAGCCGACACCCGGCAGACCAGGGGGCGUGGCCAGCCCGGCUGGAACCCAGGACAACAGGGCGGUGGCCUCCCCGAGCUCCGCCUCUUCUUCUUCUUCUUCUUCCUCGAGCCCGCCCCAGACGCACCGCGCCACGACUACAGUCGCCCUCAGCAAUGCCAACAGUUUCUACGGUGAGCAGCGGGCACGGGGCCUGGCGACUGUUGCGCUCCCACAGAAUGCAAUGAUCGUCAUGACGACAGCACCCCUCCCCGGGAAAAGUGGAGGCAGCGGCGGCAACGGAGCGGAGGAGCCUCAGGGUGAAUGUGUGACAUCACACCUGUCGCUCACAUCUACCGGCCGCCUGGUGCUCUCACCUGUCCCCCCCAAACCAGACACACCCUCCCCGCCGACCGUUGCCGCUGGCAACCCGGCCAGUCCUGUGCCACCCGCGACUGCCCCAGCCCCGCACACCGUUGCCUCGACGCCUGGGGUCGCCACCCUCUCUCUGACGCUUCUCCCUAGCCCUGUGAUUGGAGGGCUCUUGCUGACGGACCGCCUCAUGCCUGACGCCCCCGCACCUCUCCUCCAACCUCCACCUCCCUCUUCCUCCUCCUCCUCCUCUUCUUCCUCAUCCUCAUCCCCCUCACCCUCUCUCCUCCCUCCUCCCUCCCCUCCUGCUCUCGUCUGCUCUCCUCCCGCCGUCCCACUCAGCUUCGACCCUGACUCCUUCCUCAACAGCCCCAAGCAGGGGCAAACUUACGGGGGACCUGCCCCCACCUCCGCCUCCUCCCCCUCCCCCUCCACCUCUCCUCAGCCCCCAUCCCUCGCUCUCUCACUCUCUCCCUCCUCCCCACCCUCCUCUCUAUCAUCCCUCUCUUCGGAUACCGAAAGGAAGAGCGGGGACAGGGAAGCACACCCCCUCGUUACCUCAUCAGUGUCCUCUUCAUCCUCCUCUUCGUCCUCUUCUCUUUCUCCUCCUCUGUCUCUCACGCUCUCUCCAUCCCGCUCAGCCCCUUCACUCCUGCCGCUGUCACUCGAAGCUUCACUCGGUUUGGAUUCGCUGACGCGGCCCUUAAGCCCCGCCCCAGACUCCCAGCAGCCUCCGCCUAAACUCAGCUUGAUUCGCCGGAGCUCUUCUCCUGAGCCUCUCGAGCUGUCGCCACGACAACCGUCCUCCGGAGACAGCCAGAUGCUGCUGAUUGGACAGGAGCUCCAUUGCUCCACCAAUCAGUUGACACCUCACCAGAAGCCCAAUGCCCAGCUUGUGCCCAAUCAUCAAAAGCCUAACCAGCUGUCAGCCAACCAGAUUUCAGCUCUCCAACAAUCAAACCACCAACUCAGCCAUCUAUCCACCAAUCAGCUCCAAAGCACCCAGCUGUCAACCAAUCAGCUUUCACCUAAGCAGACACUGACCAAUCAGGUGCAGGCAGAGCGGGAAAGACAGGCUCAGGCACAGCUGCUGUUGCUGCAGCAACAGGAGCACAGCCAGCAUCCCAUCCUCCUAACAACACAAGCGACACACGCUCUCACACACGCUCUCACACACACUCUCACACACACCUUCACCCACUCCUUCACACCCUCUCUCCCUCAGCCCUCCGUAGUUUGCCAGGACGCGCACCGGGCGCCCCUCUCUAUGCCCGCCACCCACACACACAUUCACACCCUCUCGCCGGUGGUGUUCCCGCCACAGCCGUCGGCGGUGACUGGGCGCGGCAACGCCGACCUGAGUGUGCGCGUGAAAGAAGAGCAGUCGUCGCCCCUGUCCCGCCCCCUGGGCGGCGGCGGCGGCGACUUCGAGAGCGAGGAGACGCCCAUGGACACCCACGUGGCCCCCUCCUCUCCCCCCACCGAGCACAUACACCCCCAUGCGCACCCGCAGGCGGUGGAGGCCGAGCUCUCCUUCGACAGCGCUUUCCCCGACCUCUCGGAGCUGAUCACCGCGGAGACGGCCAGCGGCUGCGGUGUCGGAGUUUCCGUGGCGACGUUGGUGUCGGGUGUUGCGGGGGCCGCCGGACUGGAGGUGUUCCCGGAGCGCUACGUGGUCCCCCCGCAGCCGUCGCCAUCCUCGGCCUUCAUCCCCUUCCCCGCUCACGCCGCCACGGUCGGCCCCGGGGGAGAGCACGGCCGCCCAGCCAACAUCACCGACUUCAGCCCCGAAUGGUCCUACCCAGAGGGUGGUGUGAAGGUGCUGAUUACAGGCCCAUGGACUGAAGGCCGCGGCCGCUACCUGUGUGUGUUUGACCAGACCACCGUACCUGCCUCACUGAUCCAGCCUGGGGUGCUGCGCUGCUACUGCCCAGCCCAUGAGGCUGGGCUGGUGGCCCUGCACGUGCUGGAAGACUCCGGGGCCGUCUCCUCUUCUGUGCUGUUUGAGUACCGCGCCAGAAACGCAUCAUCACUGCCCAGCUCUCAACUUGACUGGCUCUCCCUGGACGAUAAUCAGUUCCGUAUGUCCAUCCUGGAGCGCCUUGAGCAGAUGGAGAGGAGGAUGGCAGAGAUGUCGACUAGCCAGCAGCAGCAGAACCUCCAACAUCUAUCCCAUCAGCCCUUGCAGCAGAGCGCUCCACCUCCUGCCCCGACCACAUCUGAGGAGGACACACAGUCGGGCCCGUGGUUCGAGCGGCGUAUCGUGGGGGUGUGUGAGCGUAUGAUGGCAGGAGGGACGUGGGGAGGCGGAACGGGAGGUGGCGAGCGCCUCGUUCACUCUGUUCGCCACCGUGGCAUGACACUCCUGCACCUGGCCGCGGCACAGGGAUACACACAGCUGAUACGCACACUCAUCCAGUGGAGGAGUGUGAACUCCGACAGUCUGGAUCUAGAACAGGAAGUAGACCCGCUGAAUGUCGACCACUUCUCCUGCACACCCCUGAUGUGGGCGUGUGCUCUGGGCCACCAGGCGGCGGCGGUGUUGCUCUACCGCUGGAGCUCGGUGGCGCUGGGCAUCCCAGACUCUCUGGGCCGCCUGCCGCUGGCCGUGGCGCGCUCCCGCGGGCACACGCGUCUCGCCCGCUGCCUGGAAGAGCUGCAUGCGCACACGCAGCGGGCACAGGCCGACGGCAACGGCACAGCCGCACCGUCGGCCGGGGCAACGGAACCUGUUCCGCAGGUGUCGGAGGGUCAGCUGCAUCUGCCUGAGCACGCCAUGUGUGCACGCACGCACGAGGUGCCCGUCACGCCGCCGCAGCUGCCGCCAUCGCCGCUGUCCACCAGCCCAGAUACAGGUCUUAGCUCAUCCAGUAGCAUCCCAUCACCCAGCGACCCACCAUCCCCUUCCCCUAGUUCCGCAUACUCCAGCGGUUCCGUUCCCUUGGGUUCCCCCCCAGAGAGUCCUCCGGACCCCAUGGACACGUCGGCCCCCUCCUCUCCCUCCUCCUCCUCUCUCCCCUUCUCCCCCUCUCCCUCCCUGCAGCUGGGCUGGGCUCAGGCCUACGGUGGUGAAGCCAGGGGCUCGAGUGGUGCCCCGGGCCCCAGGAGCAACAGCUUCUUCCUCAUGGACUACGAGUCGGCCUGCCCGCCCUCCCCGCCCCCGGAGCCCCACUCCCCGCCGCCCCACGUGCGGGCACACACACACUCACACUCGCCCUACGCGCCGCACACACACGCACACUCGCCCUACGGACCGCAUACACACUCCCACUCACCCUACUCGCCACACACACACUCAGAGUUCGAGGCGGAGCUGCUGAAUUACAGUGAGAAUGUGGAAAACGAGGAGUUUCUGCCGGCUGAGGUGCUUCAGGUUGACAUGGCAACACUGGCGGAGCAGAUCAUCGAGGCCACGCCCGACCGCAUCAAACAGGAAGAGUUUCCCCGAGGGGCAGAGUCUCCUCUCAGAGAGAGACAGGACAACUCGGCUGCCAUACACGAUACAAUGCCCUGGUUGGCUACUUACCUGGAUACCGUAGAUACACUUCCUGCUUUGUCCCCGCCCAGGUACUAUCGAAUGCGCAGACAGUGUGUGUCGCGCUCCCCCCAGACCCCGCCCUCUCCACUUAGUGCCCUGGCGCUGCAAAGGCUCCGCCCUCCCAGCAGUGCGGCGUGGGCGGAGUUUCUAAACGCUUCGGCCAAUGGGAGAAUGGAGCGCGACUUUGCUCUGUUAACCCUGACUGACAGCGAGCAGAGGGAGCUCUACGAGGCCGCCCGGAUCAUCCAGAAUGCCUUCCGCAGAUACAAGGGCCGGCGGUUAAAGGAACAGCAGGACAUGGCUGCAGCGGUCAUCCAGCGUUGCUACAGGAAAUACAAGCAGCUAACAUGGAUAGCACUGAAGUAUGCGCUGUAUAAGAAGAUGACGCAGGCGGCCAUCUUGAUCCAGAGUAAGUUCCGCAGCUACUACGAGCAGAAGAAGUUCCAGCAGAGUCGCCGCGCCGCUGUGCUCAUUCAGCAGUACUACCGCAGCUACAAGGAGUACGAGCGCCUCAAACAGGGGCCCCGGGGGGCUGGGCCCCUCAACCCAAAGAUGAAAGGCACAUUUCUGACUAAGAAGCAGGAUCAGGCAGCACGGAAGAUCAUGAGGUUCUUCAGACGCUGCAGGCACAGGAUUAAGGAAUUGAAGCAAAGCAAGGAGCUUGAGAGGAGGGGCCUUACAACCUAAGUCACACAUGGACACACCACACACACACACACACACACACACACACACACACAAACACAAACGCACGCACACACAUGCAAAUGCACCUUUACACACACUUACAAGUGUAUUUAACCAUUCACUUACAAUGUUGUUUACACCUAACACACUAACACGCAUAACACACAUUUAAAAAAUGUUUGCACAAACACAUAUAAUGCACUCCUCGAUACUUGUACACACACACACACACACACACACAC
Clupea harengus (Atlantic herring) is the source of this 6401-nucleotide messenger RNA. It is a transcript of the gene camta2, whose product is annotated as calmodulin binding transcription activator 2. Gene Ontology annotation, biological process: regulation of transcription by RNA polymerase II. Gene Ontology annotation, molecular function: transcription coregulator activity; double-stranded DNA binding; protein binding. The record is from RefSeq and is a predicted model, not a curated record. Lineage: Eukaryota; Metazoa; Chordata; Actinopteri; Clupeiformes; Clupeidae. Gene Ontology annotation, cellular component: nucleus.